CAAGCCACGGAUUCGAAUACAAUUUUUAUAGUGAAGCAUGCAAACGUGAAGACACGAUCCAAGUGUAAUCAGUACCUACGAACUGAUCCGGAAGACAAAAUGAAGAUAGCAUCGUUCGGCCGCUUACGUAGAAGCUAGACUAUCUACUUUUAUUUUGGUCAACCAACGUAGUCACUGCUAUCGUCAUCGAAAACGACAAUCGCUAUUUUGUACUUUCCGCCUUACAUAAUUCUUGCUUAUAAUAAAGUCCCUCGAACGAAUUUAAUAAACGGAUGCAAUGGCAAUUAAUAUAGCUAACGAAUCUGCUUGUAUAGUUUAAUGUACUUAACUAACACUCGCAAUCUUAUAUAAGUUAAUCUCUAAUUUAAACGUCUGACCCUCGGCAACUAAGUUCCUCAUUCUUUAUAAUUGCGUUAAAUGAUACCUUUAGAAAUAUCUUUUACUUUUUCGUUUUUUUUAUAGAUAUACAUAUGUGUGUAUGUAGAUUUUUCAUAACGAUUUUCUAUUUCAUGUUCCCCGUGAAAAGAUUUAUCGCGUUAUUUGAAAUAGUCACCAGAUGAAUAUGCAAUGUCACAUAUACCAGGUCACGAUGUGAAAUAUUUUCAGGGAACGAAUGUGUACUAUUCACGUCGUGUUACGAAGAAUCACCGAGCGAUACAUAGUUGUUUUGAAACUUACAAUUCAAAAUGCAGUUACAUCGUGAUCAGUCUAGAUUUCCUUUAGCUUCGGAAAACACUGAAUCGGUUGUGCAUGCGUCAGCGUAACUAUGAGUGACAUGAUGCAUAGAUGCCCGCGGUAUAAUGCACAGUAUACUUACAACGCGUGCUACAAUGACAAACCGCAAGUUCGUGUUUUUCGUUGUGAAUCGAGCACAUGUCGGUCAUCCGUGGACUUGCGUGCUGCAAAAUUACAACGAAGAAGACGGUGUCAAAGCGUGGGAGAGUACACGAACACCUGCCGCUUUGAUUGUUACAAAUGUUUAUUGAUAUGUGGACGAGGGUGACUGUAAGAAAUGUCAUGCUUAUGUUAGGAUCGCUGGAAUUUGAAUUUCAAUGUGAAUGAAAAAUUCAAGCAUGGAAAACUAAAAAAUAAAAGUUUUAAAUGUAUUUGAAAUAUAUGCUAGUAGUAAUAAUAAUAAUAAUAAUAAUAAUAAUAAUAAUAAUAAUAAUAAUAAUAAUCUAGUAGCUAACAAAAGACCAUCAUGGCUACUAUGAUACAUUAAUUAUAUGGAUUAUUGUUACGUCAAUGAUACGUUAAUUGUAUAGAUGUUAUUAUGAAUGUAUAAUAAAUAUAAUGAAUAUUUAUUAUUAAUUAUUAAUAAAUCAUUACAAGUCAUUGAAAUGACGACCAUUCGGUAAAAAUCCACUUGUAUGAGCAUAACAAGAUUUUAUUCGGUCAGAUGAUUCAGAUUUCCCCGAAAAAAUUAUUACAAUGAAUAUAAAUUAUUUCGAUUUUUUCUAUGCUAGUAGAAAUUCGUUAAUUAGAGGUACAUAGUUUACUUUUGUACGAUUAAAUCCACAUAACAACUCUAUUGAAUCGUAAAUAUUUUAACGAAUGUAAAAAUGGAAUCGUAGAGUGAAUUCAUGAUUCUAAAUUCGUAACAUACUCAUCGAACUAUCGUAUAAAAAUAGUUUCAUUCAUUCGUCGUGCUAUUAUAUCACAGACUUUUGCAUGUUGGCCAAAGUAUAUAUUUGGGAAACGUAAAGGAUAUUUAUUUUAAAUUGAUUCUAUAUAAUAUAUGACUAAAAUCUGAUACGAUUACUGGAUGAAUUGUUUCCGUCAAAUGAAAACAUUAGUAAGCUAUCAAAGAUGUAUGAAUAUAACUGAAAUUGUAUUUAAACCAUUGUAUACUUCCAAUUGGUUUCAAAAUCAAGAAGAUAUUCCUAAACCGUUACGCAGUAUAAAACCAAAGUCAGAAAGGAAUACAAAAAAAAUGUUUCUCGAUAUGAAGCAAGUAAGAACUGUCGGAGGUAAAGGUGGCGAUGGAACCAUAUCGUUUUCUCAGUUGUGGGCUAAUGAAAAGGCUGGGCCUGAUGGUGGUGACGGUGGACAUGGCGGUCAUGUAAUAUUUCAGGCAACGCUACAUAUUAAAGAUCUUUCACAUAUACAUAGUGUUCUUAUGGCUGAAAACGGAGAGAAAGGAUAUAGUAAAGACUGUUUUGGUAAAAAUGCUAAGCAUACUAUAGUAAAUGUUCCUGUCGGCACUAUAAUACGAAAUGUAGACGGAAAAAUAGUGGGCGACUUGAUUAAGGAAGGAUCAAUGUUUAUUGCUGCACGGGGUGGUGCUGGGGGCCAUGGAAAUACAUAUUUUAAAUCUAAUAUGCAUCAAACACCAGUCGUAUGUGAAUAUGGUGCAGUUGGAGAAGAUAUACAAUAUGUAUUAGAAAUAAGAAGCAUGGCGCAUAUUGGAUUGAUUGGCCUUCCAAAUGCUGGUAAAAGUACUUUAUUAAGAGCUAUAUCUAGAGCUAGACCAAAAGUAGCAGCAUAUCCAUUUACUACCUUGAGACCUCAUUUAGGAAUAGUAUUAUAUGACGACUAUGAACAAAUUAUAGUGGCUGAUCUACCAGGACUUAUAUCUGAGUCUCAUAAAAAUAAAGGUCUUGGUAUACAAUUCCUUAAACACAUUGAACGUUGUAAAACAUUAUUAUUUAUUUUGGAUGCUUCAUCCGAUGAGCCUUGGGUAGAUUUUGAAACUUUAAAGUAUGAAAUUACACAGUUCAAUAUAAAGUUAAAUGAAAGAUCACUACUUAUUGCCGCGAAUAAGCUGGAUAUACCAAAAGCAAAGGAAAAUUUAGAAAUACUUACACAAAAAAUUAAUUUACCAAUUAUACCAAUUUCUGCUAAAAUGGGUACAAAUAUGUCUACUUUAUUAAAGGAGAUAAGAAUUUUAUAUGACAUACAGAAAGAAGAAAGUGAAGAGGAAAAUAUAUUGAAAGACUAAAAUUAUUCUAAUCAAUUAUAUUAUAUAUUUGUAAUAAAGUUUGUUAAUAGAAACAGUUAUAAAAAAAACAAUUAUUCAAGAUCAUUAAAUCUUAAAGUUUUACAGUUUUUUUACACAACUGAAAAUUUUUUAAUGUAGAAAGUAUUUCUGGCUGAUUUAAAAUGGUAAAGAACCACCUAUUUAAGUUUGGAUACUGUUUCCUUGAUAUUGAAUCAAAAAUAUAUUCAUAUAGAGGUACUAAAGCGGUGAACAUAGAAAUGUCUGCAAGGGUAAUUCUUUCUCCAACUAAGUAAGUUU
Molecule: messenger RNA, 3238 nt
Organism: Nomia melanderi (Alkali bee)
Lineage: Eukaryota; Metazoa; Arthropoda; Insecta; Hymenoptera; Halictidae
Source: RefSeq, a predicted model, not a curated record